GCCGGGCGCUGGGCGCCCCCGUGCCGCUCGCGGAGCCUACGAGCAGCGAGACGCGGCGGGCGCCAUUUCAGGGAGCAGCCGCCGCGGCCGGAGCCGGGGCCCAGCCCGGGUCUGGGGACUGCCCGCCACGGUCGCGCCGCCCCUCGCCGCCUGCCGCCCCGCGGCUGGCUGAGCGGCGCCGUCCGCCUGACCCCCGGCUGCCCGGAGAGGGCUCCCGAUCGCUCGGGCCCAUCCCCCACCGUCAACGCAGCCAGCGCCGGAACCGGGAGCCGCCGCCGCCGGGCCCCGGACGCCCGAACGAGGACCGCAUCUGCCCGCGGCGCAGGUGUCCUGAAAAAUGGCUGAUGAUAUUGAUAUUGAAGCAAUGCUUGAAGCUCCUUACAAGAAGGAUGAGAACAAAUUGAGCAGUGCCAAUGGCCACGAAGAACGAAGCAAGAAGAGAAAAAAGAGCAAGAGCCGAAGUCGAAGUCAUGACAGAAAGAGGAGCCGAAGCAAGGAACGCAAGCGGAGCCGAGACCGGGAAAGAAAAAAGAGCAGAAGCCGGGAAAGGAAACGGAGCAGAAGCAAAGAACGCAGACGUCGUUCUAGAAGUAGAGACCGCAGAUUCAGAGGCCGCUAUAGAAGUCCCUAUUCUGGUCCAAAAUUCAACAGUGCCAUCAGAGGGAAGAUUGGUCUGCCUCACAGCAUCAAAUUAAGCAGACGACGAUCCAGAAGCAAAAGUCCUUUCAGAAAAGACAAGAGCCCUGUUAGAGAACCUAUUGAUAAUCUUACCCCUGAAGAGAGGGAUGCUCGAACAGUAUUCUGCAUGCAACUAGCUGCAAGAAUUCGACCAAGAGAUUUGGAAGAAUUUUUCUCUACAGUAGGGAAGGUUCGUGAUGUGCGAAUGAUUUCUGAUAGAAAUUCCAGGCUCAAAGGAAUUGCUUAUGUAGAAUUUGUUGAUGUUAGUUCAGUACCUCUGGCAAUAGGACUAACUGGACAGAGUCUUGGUGUACCAAUUAUAGUACAAGCAUCACAGGCAGAGAAAAACAGAGCAGCAGCAAUGGCAAAUAAUUUGCAGAAGGGCAGUGCUGGUCCUAUGAGGCUAUACGUAGGAUCGUUACUCAACAUAACUGAAGAUAUGCUUAGAGGAAUUUUUGAGCCAUUUGGCAGGAUUGAAAGCAUUCAGCUGAUGAUGGAUAGUGAAACUGGACGUUCAAAAGGAUAUGGAUUUAUUACGUUCUCAGACUCUGAGUGUGCCAAAAAGGCUUUGGAACAACUCAAUGGAUUUGAGCUGGCUGGUAGGCCAAUGAAAGUUGGGCAUGUAACUGAGCGCACUGAUGCUUCCAGUGCUAGCUCAUUUUUGGACAGUGAUGAGUUGGAACGGACUGGAAUUGAUUUGGGAACAACUGGUCGCCUUCAGCUGAUGGCAAGGCUUGCAGAGGGUACUGGUUUGCAGAUUCCCCCAGCUGCACAGCAGGCUCUGCAGAUGAGUGGAUCAUUGGCAUUUGGAGCUGUGGCAGAUUUGCAAACAAGACUUUCUCAGCAGAAUGAAGUUUUGGCUGCAGCUGCUUCUGUACAACCACUUGCAACACAGUGCUUCCAGCUUUCCAACAUGUUUAAUCCUCAAACUGAAGAAGAAGCUGGCUGGGAUACGGAAAUUAAAGAUGAUGUGAUUGAGGAAUGUAACAAACAUGGAGGAGUUAUCCAUAUCUACGUAGACAAAAAUUCAGCUCAGGGCAAUGUGUAUGUCAAAUGUCCUUCAAUUGCUGCUGCCAUUGCAGCUGUAAAUGCAUUGCAUGGGAGGUGGUUUGCAGGUAAAAUGAUUACAGCAGCUUAUGUACCUCUUCCAACAUACCAUAGCCUUUUCCCAGAUUCUAUGACUGCAACCCAACUACUGGUUCCUGUUCGACGAUGAAGAUGGAUUUAGUCAGUUUUGUACAUAGUUAUUUUUUGGAGGAAGAUUGAGUUAUCUUUUAUUUAGAUAAAACUAAAGGAAAGGAUUUAAUGUCAUUUUGUGUACACUUCCUGCUACCUUUAAAAAUAAAAUGAAGUAAGCAGAAAUGCAGUGUGUUCAUUCUCCCUAACUAGCAUUUCCACUGUAUACAAAGCUGUUGACUUCUUGUUCUGCCUUGUAAUUCUUGUACAUUUACUAAGGUGAUCUGUAGGAACUGAGAAGUAGCUCAUAGAAAACAUUCUCUGUAAAAGGCAGAUGGGACAUAAUGACAUUUUUAAUGUUUCACAAGCCUUUCUUUUAAUGCAGCAAUUACAUUUUACAUUUCACUAAAUGUAGGUGGUCUGCUAAAGGUUAAUAUCGGAGAUAGACUUUAUGAAGGGACAUAUUUAGUGUUGUGUAUAAAUGGAGAAUUCAAAAGGCUACUGAAAGCUGAUUCCAGUCAGCCACUCAGCUUGCUUUGUGCUGAAUAAUUGGUAAGAAUAGAAAGAUUGAAGGGUUUUAUUUCUUGAUGGUAACUUUUGAUUAAUGUAUCUGUAAAAGUUUCUUUGUAAAUACUGUGUGAGGUGUGUCUAAGUUUCCAAACAAAACGAUCUCUGCAUUUCCAGAUAAGUUUCUGUGUAUGCAGUGUAGCACAGUUGAAGGAUUUCAGCAGAGUCUGAAAAUCAGCAGGAAAUACAGAAACAUGUUUUGUUCUGGUUGCAUAUAAUCUUUGCUCUUUUUAAGCUCUGUGAGCUCUGAAAUAUAUUUUUGGGUUACUUCAGUGUGUUUGACAGGACAGCUUGAUAUUUCUAUCAAACAAAGACUUUCAUAUUGCAACAAUCUUUGUAAGAACCACUCAAAUAAAAUUCUCUUAAAAAGGC
This is a messenger RNA of Cygnus olor (mute swan), 2793 nucleotides long. It is a transcript of the gene RBM39, whose product is annotated as RNA binding motif protein 39. The record is from RefSeq and is a predicted model, not a curated record. Gene Ontology annotation, cellular component: nucleus. Gene Ontology annotation, biological process: mRNA processing. NCBI's taxonomy places the organism in Eukaryota, Metazoa, Chordata, Aves, Anseriformes, Anatidae. Gene Ontology annotation, molecular function: RNA binding.